Carassius auratus (goldfish) is the source of this 1426-nucleotide messenger RNA. RefSeq names its product parathyroid hormone-related protein-like. Gene Ontology annotation, cellular component: extracellular region. The record is from RefSeq and is a predicted model, not a curated record. Gene Ontology annotation, biological process: bone mineralization. Bases 651 to 1166 code for a protein of 171 amino acids. The transcript is spliced from 3 exons. NCBI's taxonomy places the organism in Eukaryota, Metazoa, Chordata, Actinopteri, Cypriniformes, Cyprinidae. Gene Ontology annotation, molecular function: hormone activity.
AUGAGGAAUUGGUUGGAAGAAGAAUCAUUUGUCAUUUGAAUGGCUUUCAGGAAAUAAUUAAGCCAAAAAGAAGUAUUUUCCAGCAUUUACUUCAUCCAUUAAAAGAGCCCAGUGUGUGGACCAGCUCCUAAUAGUUGUAGUAAACACAGUAAAGACAGAAAAAUGAAUCAAAGGUUCAAGUCAGAGAUCAGUGGGCGAUUAUUCCUCAUACACUCCCCCUCCCGGCCAAACCUGAGCUCUUCAUGAGUGUUUAGAGAGAGAGAGAGACCUACAUACCACCCUCUUUCCAAUGAAGGUGUCUGCCUGUGCAUUUCUUGGAGUGUGUGUGUGGUUUGUCAGUCUAGUAUACACUUUGGCACUCAUGGGCAGCAGACACACACACACACACACACACUCAGAGACAAGCAUGCAGUGCACACUAAUUUUCUCUUCUGUAACGCCUGCUGUCUAUACCAGUUUGCAGUGAACAGCAAAGGGGACUUACACGACCCACUGGUGCAAUAAAUCUAACGCCCAUCGCUCUCUCUCUCUGUCUUCAUUCCUUCACACCCUCCAGAAGGAGACAUAGGAAGAGUUUGUCUUCUGGACCAGUGGAGUUUGGACAUAUUAACAUGCUUCAGCUGAUGUUCUUGGUUUAAUGGCUCUUCUUCAUGGCAGUAACAUGCACUGAUCUGAUCGACUCAGCAGUGGCUUUACAUUUGUCCAGCAGUAUGUUGAGGCACUGGGGGUUUGCUGUGUUCCUGUUGACCAUCCCAAUCCCAGUCCAACCCAGACCCACUAAUGUUCUCAGCAACAGACAACGACGUUCGGUCGGUCACGCACAGAUGAUGCAUGACAGGAGUCGAUCCCUGCAUGACCGGAAGAGACGUAUGUGGAUCCAGGAGCUGCUUGAGCAGGUGCACACAGCUCAUGCAUGGGAGGGAAGCGUCCAGACCCCGCUGUGGUCCACCGCACACCGCCCAAAACCCAUCAGCAGCACCAAACACUUCCCCUUGAGCUUUCACAUGGAGACUGUAGGGACGAGAGACAACCUCCCACAAGAGACCAGCAAGACCCUGAGAUAUGAGGAGCAGAAGAGGAAGAGGAAGAUGAGUUUGGGAAGAUGGAGAGACCUGGAUAGGAGGAGAGACAGGGGCGUGUGGCUCCCGUAUCCUAAUACUGAUUAGAGGCCUGUAGAAGAGCCUGGAUGAGAAUGAAGGGCGUUCACACUGACUGUGAUUCGGAGCAACAGAACUGACUCAAUCUGAAAAAACACAGCAGGCUUUAUGCAAAUGAACAGUGACAGAAUGUGGUCACAUGAUUCGCUCUCUGAUUAAGUAAUAGUUGACCUCCAGUGAUUAAACUGUUGUCGGUGAACACACCUUUAAAAAGUAGACUAUUUCAGCUCGGCGUGGGAUAUGAGGAGGACUCUGCAAAAAAAAAAAAA